Molecule: messenger RNA, 2298 nt
Organism: Striga hermonthica
Lineage: Eukaryota; Viridiplantae; Streptophyta; Magnoliopsida; Lamiales; Orobanchaceae
Source: the annotation of a GenBank genome assembly
AUGGCCUGCACCUCCUCCAUUAUCGGCGUCUCCUCCAUAUACCAAGCCAGCCCGACGACCCUUGACCCCAACAGACCUGCCACGCCAUCUCUGCACCUUCAUUUCUCCGUCGCCGGCAACAGUUUGAGAGCUUUUUCUUCGUUGCGCUCCAAAUCCGGCGCGUGCCGCGCCAACUCAUUCGUGCCGUCGGCCGUGGCUACUCAGAACUCGUCUUGGUUGAGCGAGGAGGCGCUCAAGGGGCUCGGAAGUUUCGAAGACGUUAGAGACGGCGAGUACGGGGUGGAUUCCUUCGACGGCGAAUUGGAGGAGAUUGGAACUGGAAAUGCGGACGAGCUCGACAUUUCUAAGAUUGGGUUGCCUCAGCGGCUCGUGGACACGCUUGAGAAGCGUGGUAUUAAGGAGCUUUUUCCCAUUCAGAGAGCUGUAUUGGUGCCAGCACUGGAAGGUCGUGACAUAAUUGCUCGUGCGAAGACUGGAACUGGGAAAACAUUGGCAUUUGGCAUUCCUAUACUCAAAGGACUUAGUGACCAGGACCAAGAAAGUGGCCCUAUAAGACGAGGUCGGUUUCCAAAAGUAUUGGUCCUUGCGCCUACCCGGGAGUUAGCUAAGCAAGUUGAGAAAGAAUUUAAAGAGUCUGCUCCAUAUUUGAACACUGUUUGCAUCUAUGGAGGGGUUGCAUAUGUCACGCAACAGAGUGCACUUUCGCGUGGUGUCGAUAUUGUGGUUGGAACACCCGGUAGAGUCAUUGACCUUAUCAACAAAAACAGCCUGAAGUUAGGAGAAGUUCAGUACUUGGUUCUCGAUGAAGCGGAUCAAAUGCUUGCUGUGGGGUUUGAGGAAGACGUAGAGGUCAUCCUUGAAAAGCUUCCAUCUCAAAGGCAGAGCAUGUUUUUUUCAGCGACUAUGCCUGGAUGGGUAAAGAAGCUAGCAAGAAAGUUUUUGGACAAUCCUCUUACCAUUGACCUUGUUGGUGAUGACGAGGAAAAAUUGGCUGAAGGGAUUAAGUUGUAUGCAAUUUCGACUACCGCUACAUCUAAGCGAACAAUCCUCAGUGAUCUUGUGACGGUUUAUGCAAGGGGCGGAAAAGCCAUCGUUUUUACGCAGACCAAACGUGAUGCAGACGAAGUCUCUCUGGUAUUGACAAAUAGCAUUGCCUCAGCAGCAUUGCACGGUGACAUUUCUCAGCACCAGAGGGAACGGACCCUAAAUGGUUUUAGACAAGGAAAAUUUACGGUGCUCGUCGCAACUGAUGUUGCUGCUCGUGGGCUUGAUAUUCCAAAUGUUGACCUUAUUAUACACUAUGAGCUUCCGAAAGACUCGGAAACAUUCGUUCAUCGAUCUGGGCGGACAGGACGUGCAGGAAAACAAGGCACGGCUGUUUUAAUGUUCACGAGCAGCCAACGUAGGACGGUGAAGACUCUCGAGAAGGAUGUUGGGUGCAGGUUUGAAUUUGUUAGUCCACCAUCUGUUCAAGAGGUUUUGGAGUCAUCAGCCGAGCAAGUAGUUGCCACCCUUGGUGGAGUUCAUCCCGAAUCUAUUGAGUAUUUCACUCCAACUGCCCAAAAGCUGUUUGAACAGAAAGGAGUGGAUGCUCUUUCUGCUGCCUUAGCAACUCUCAGUGGCUUUCCCCGGCCUCCGUCAUCUCGGUCGCUUAUCACUCACGAGCAGGGUUUGGUUACAUUACAGCUGACCCGUGACAGUGGUUAUUCUAAAGGGUACCUAUCUUCUGGGUCUGUUAUUGGUUUUCUAAAUGAUGUCUAUUCUCCAGCUGCUGAUGAAAUUGGCAAAAUACACACUAUUGCCGAUGAAAAGGUCCAAGGGGCAGUUUUUGAUCUCCCAGAAGAAAUUGCUAAGGAGUUGCUGAUGAAGGAACUUCCACAGGGAAAUACUAUUACCAAAAUCAUCAAGUUGCCGUCAUUGCAAGAUGAUGGGCCUCCAAGCGAUUAUUAUGGCAGAUUUUCAAACUCCGAUAGACGUUCCCAGAGAGGAGGCUCAAGGGACAGGAGAGAUUCCAGAAGUUCUCGAGAUUGGCUGAAUAGCAGUGAUGACGAGGAUAGUUCUAGAAGAGGUGGUCGUGGGGGCAGAAGUGACAAUAAGUGGUCUAGCAGCAGUAGCAGUGAUUCGCUGUUUGGGAAUGAUAGGCGAUCAAGCCGUUCCUCGUCUUAUGGUAGCCGUUCGCCAUCUUUUGGGAGCCGAUCCUUUUCUUCUGGGGGCCGAGAUAGGAGCUUUGGCGGUGCAUGCUUCAACUGUGGGAACACUGGUCACAGAGCAUCAGAGUGUCCCAGCAAGAACCGUUAA